Messenger RNA from Dromaius novaehollandiae (emu), 318 nucleotides. RefSeq names its product gallinacin-11-like. The transcript is spliced from 3 exons. The record is from RefSeq and is a predicted model, not a curated record. Gene Ontology annotation, molecular function: CCR6 chemokine receptor binding. Gene Ontology annotation, cellular component: extracellular region. Bases 1 to 318 code for a protein of 105 amino acids. Gene Ontology annotation, biological process: defense response to Gram-positive bacterium; defense response to Gram-negative bacterium; innate immune response in mucosa. Lineage: Eukaryota; Metazoa; Chordata; Aves; Casuariiformes; Dromaiidae.
AUGAAGCUCUCUUCCCACUUCAUGGCUGUUCUCUUCUUCCUCCUCCAGGCUGUUCCAGGUCUCGGCUUGCCUAGACACACCUUACAUUGUGUUGCCUACCAUGGUUACUGCUUCCAUUCAAAAGUCUGCCCAACGCCUUUUGUUGCAUUUGGAACUUGCUCUCGGCGUCAGAAAACCUGCUGCAUAGAUACUACAUCAAACUUCCAUAUUUGUAAAGAUGAGGGGGGUCAUUGCGUACCUCCAGAAAUCGAAUGUCUUCAAGAACAGCUGGGACUUUGCCCUCACAAAGAAUGGAAGUGCUGCAAGGAAAUGCAAUAA